Molecule: messenger RNA, 3182 nt
Organism: Portunus trituberculatus (swimming crab)
Lineage: Eukaryota; Metazoa; Arthropoda; Malacostraca; Decapoda; Portunidae
Product: dnaJ homolog subfamily C member 10-like
Exons: 15
Coding region: 239-2563 (774 amino acids)
Source: RefSeq, a predicted model, not a curated record
GUACACACACACACUGACACACACACACACACACACAGCUGUAAACAGUGUGGUGGCGAGGCGAGGGGUGCGGAGACAGUGUGUGCUGACUACCUUGCCUCGUCAACCCACGCUACCUCCUGCUCCGUGAAUACUUUAGAGUGAUCGUAGUUGAUCUACCUUAAAUACGAGUUUGGAUCCGUGAAUUAGCAAGUGGUGGCGAAGAAAGUUUAAGGAAGUUCUGAAGGUGUUUGCAAAAAUGUUUGGAAGGAUACUUGUUCUGAGUCUGCUGUGUGUGGCCCUUGCUGAUGACUUCUAUGAGCUGCUGGGUGUUCCAAGAAAUGCUGAUGUUAAAGAUAUAAGGAAGAAAUUUAAAGAAAAAGCACUUUUGCAUCAUCCAGACAAAAACAAGGAUGACCCUGAAGCACAUGAAAAGUUUGUGCGAAUCAACCGUGCAUAUGAGGUGCUCAAAGACGAGGAUCUGAGGAAAGUGUACGACCUCCAUGGCGAGAAAGGUCUGGAUGGAGGAAGCUCAGGGCACCAGUAUCACUCAUGGAGUUACUACAGGGACAACUUUGGUAUCUAUGAUGAUGAUCCAGAGAUCAUCACUCUCAAUAAAGCAGAUUUUGAACAAAGUGUGACAGGUUCUUCAGACAUCUGGUUCAUCAACUUCUAUCAUCCCAUGUGUUCGCACUGCCACACAUUGGCUCCCGUGUGGCGGAAGGUGGCUCGAGAGUUAGAGGGAGUGGUCAGGAUUGGUGCAGUGAACUGUGACGACGACUACCACCUGUGCUCCUCGCAGGGCAUUCGCUCCUAUCCAACACUCAUGUCCUAUCCAGGAAAUGUACAAUACAAGGAAGACAAGAGCAAGAAGCUGCUGGUGAAGUACAUGCUGCGGCAGGUGAAGACGAAGACGGUGCGUCUCACCCAAGCAGCCUUUGAGGCCACACUGGCAAAAAAGCAGCAUGCUGACAAACCAUGGAUUGUGUUGUUCUAUGAGAACAUGGAUGAAAAAGAAGAGUCCUGGGCACUGCAGAUUAAACUAAGUGCGAUAUUUGAUGGCUUGGUCAGUGUAGGCUUUGCAGAAUGCUACAAAGAGGAAGACUUCUGUACAAAGCUUGGAUCACACUCUGGAGUGAUGUUCUUUGAUACUGGAAAAGUAUCAUCUGGCCAAGGCACCAAGAUACAAAGCCUUGAUGCUCAAGAAAUUUCGAGAGAGGUUUUGGGAUUCUUGCCUGAAAUGAAGUUACUUGAUGAUGAAACUUUUAAGGAAAUUCGUGAAAAGCUGGACUCUUAUGAAGAAAAUGUGUCUUGGCUCAUCGAGUUCAGCGGUGAUAACGAUGAUGAUGCCUUUGAGAUACGUAAACUGCCAGCUCUGGUCCCCUCAUUGAAUCUUGGAAGAAUAAAGUGUUCACAGAUGAAGAAGCAUUGUGAUGACCUCUACAUUGGGAAGACUCCAUCAUUUAUGCUGUUCAAACCAGGUGGAGGAUAUGAAGUUCAUCAUGGGAGGCAGCUGGCCCAUGACAUCGCAGUGUUUGCACGGGAAGGAGCAUCAGCACCAAACUUUCAGAUCCUGACACCCCAGAAAUUCCCAAAGGUGCUGAAUGAUGGCUCCACUUGGUUUGUGGACUUUUAUGCCCCAUGGUGUCCACCGUGUAUGAAAUUACUACCAGAGUUUCGCAAGGCCAGCAAACUGGUAGACUCACCAAUAAAGUUUGGAAGCAUCGACUGCACGCUUCAUCAAGACCUAUGCACCAAGUUCAAUAUUCACCAGUAUCCCACCACCAUCCUGUACAACCAGAGUGUACCUCAUGAAUAUAUGGGUUACCACAGUGCUGCAGAGAUUGUGGCUUUUGUCACUGACACCUUGAAUCCAGUAGUUGUGGAGCUUGACAUUGAGAAGUUUGACAAGUUCAUUGGUAACAAGCCCCGUGGAGAAGUGUGGGUUGUGGAUUACUUCGCUGGAUGGUGUGGGCCGUGUCGAGCCAUGGCUCCUGCCUACAGAAAGUUUGCUCGCAUGAUGAUUGAUCAUCCGUUGGUGCAUGUUGCAACUAUAGACUGUGCUGUGUUUGGUGGACUCUGUAGAGAGCAAAAGAUUAACAGCUAUCCAUCCAUCAUAUUAUACAAAGCAUCAAGCUAUGGAACACGGGCACCAGUUAAGUAUCAGUGGCAGUCCAGAAGUGCUGAAUCUUUCCGUCAGUGGACCUACACUCAUCUUCCUUCCAAAGUGGAUGAACUGGAUGCUGAGAAGUUUGAAAGUCUCCUCCACAGUUCUCAGCCUUGGCUUGUGGACUUCUUUGCUCCGUGGUGUAGUCAUUGUCAUGCCUUUGCUCCAGACUUUGAGGAUAUUGCUAAAGCUUUGGAUGGUGUUGUAAUGGCAGGGAAGUUGAACUGUGACCUGUACAGGAGUGUAUGUCAGUCAGCAGGAGUCAAUGCUUAUCCAACAGUGUAUUUGUACAGGGGCUCACAGUCCCACCACCGCCAGAAUGCUCGUGGCUUGGAGUUUCCAUCUCUAAGCAAACAAGAUAUCAUAAGCACAGUUCCUCGAUGGCUUCCAAAGACUAAUAAACAUGAUGAAUUGUGAUGAAGAUAAUCUUAAGGUACACAAGGGUAGAAGACUCACAGAAAAAGCACAGUUAUCUUUUGAUGAGGUACAUUUACACACAAUGUAUACAACAAUGAUGGCCUGACUACCUAAACACCUGGAUCAGAUGAGCAGCACAUAAGAAUAUAGAGAGAAACUACCAUGCAUUCAAGUAAAGUAACGCAAAUGGUGCAUGAGCACCACACUGGAAUGUCUCUCUCCUACAAACACCAAGAUAUGCCCAAUUUGCCCAUAUCGGCAGUGAACGAGAGAGGAUCGAGCUAUGUAAUGAGAGCAUGGCAUUAUACUGCAGCAUAGUAAACUGCUAUGUCAACACUGCUACUGCACUAGGGUGAACAUUCACCACUCUGCACCAUGCUACCUCUCCCUGCAGGUUGUUCCGGGGCGUGUCUCACCAGCAGGGUGACUGGGCAGGGAGUGAAGCCGCUCAAGGUUGUGACUCUCUUAGGGCAUGUGGUUAAAUCAACUCUACCCACCCAUACACAGGGCAGAUGCUUCUGACCUGAUUGCUCUCACCCAAAAAACUUUAUUUUGCAAAAUUUUCACUUGUUCUCAUACUCUCACCUUACCCCAUACAAACGAGGAUAUUUAUUUCAAA